This is a messenger RNA of Olea europaea var. sylvestris, 1285 nucleotides long. Its product is annotated as transcription factor MYB41-like. Bases 216 to 1106 code for a protein of 296 amino acids. The transcript is spliced from 3 exons. The record is from RefSeq and is a predicted model, not a curated record. Lineage: Eukaryota; Viridiplantae; Streptophyta; Magnoliopsida; Lamiales; Oleaceae.
AAAUGCCUAUCUUCAGCUCUCUCUCUCUCUCUCUCUCUCACACACACACACACAAAAUAAAUGCACAGUCGGAUCUCUAAUGGAUAUUGAUACGUCUUUUCACAUUUAUAUCUUUAAAGCUCCAAACCAUAUCUAUAGCUUUCGUUCACUCCACUUCAUCUUUGUAGAGAAGCUCAUAUAUCGAUUGAGUGACAAACAGAGUGUUGUGUGUUUUAAUGGGGAGAGCACCGUGUUGUGAUAAGAAGGGGUUGAAGAAAGGUCCAUGGACUCCUGAGGAAGAUGAGAAAUUGGUUGAGUAUAUCAACAAGAAUGGCCAUGGCAGCUGGCGUUCUCUCCCCAAGCUCGCAGGUCUUCUUCGGUGUGGGAAGAGUUGCCGGCUGCGAUGGACAAACUAUCUUAGACCAGACAUUAAACGAGGUCCCUUUAGUCCCGAAGAAGAGAAGCUUGUCAUACAACUCCAUGGCAUUCUUGGAAACAGAUGGGCUGCCAUUGCUGCUCAACUACCCGGAAGGACAGACAAUGAAAUCAAGAACUUGUGGAACACCCAUCUGAAGAAGCGUUUGGUGAAGAUGGGUAUUGAUCCUCAGACUCACGAGCCUUCAGCCUCUAACGGUUUUCUCCAACAACUCCCUGCAUCUUCUUCUACUCGUCAUAUGGCACAAUGGGAGAGCGCUAGGCUUGAAGCUGAAGCUCGCCUUUCGAAGGAAUCACUACUGUUGAUUCCGUUGUCUGGGGGGAAAUCUAAUUCUGAUUUUUUCUUGCGCUUGUGGAAUUCUGAGGUGGGUGAUGCAUUUCGAAAGUUUGACGAGGGGGAGAAAACUGCUUGUCAAAGUGUAGUCUCGAGUGAAUCAAUUUCAGGUUCCAAAACUGAAAUGGCACUUACUGCGGCAGGUUCCUCGGCUGCAGGGAGCAACCAAGAUGAAGAUACAGACUGCAAAUCCUACACGGAAGAGGUCAUCCCAUCAUCAGAUUCAUCUUGCUCUAAUGAGUUGGAGGAUUCUACUGAAUCUGCAUUACAACUUCUUUUAGACUUCCCUAGCAACAAUGACAUGAGCUUCUUGGGACAUACCAAUAACUCUAGCUUUAUAUCGUGUCAUUUUUACUAGGAAGUUAUUGUAAAUUGCUUUUCUGAAGCAUACAAAAAUCUGCCUCUGAAGAAUUACUAGUGAAAUUUUGGAUGGUUGUUUUUGUGCAACUCCAGACAUGGAGCAAUGCAGGGGUGAGUUGUUCUCCAAUCAAUUUGAUCAUCAUUUAUGGAGAAAUGGAGGAUAUUUCGGUGAGAAAA